GGCCGUGACGCGACACGGCGCGACUGUAUGUAAAAUAAUAAUUACUAAAAAUGUAAAUUUGUAAUUAUUGUUUAUUUAAUAAUAUGAUUUUAUAAGUAAAACAAUAUCAACAUGUUCAAACUACAAUAUAAUACCAGAGUGUGCUUUUUCCGCCACUUGAAAUUCAGUAUCGGUUACACGAUAGACACAAAACACCCGAGUAGUCGUGCCGCUUCUAAAUCUGUAGUAGUUGAUGGUAAAUCAUAUAUUGAAGACGAAUACACGAAUGUCACGCCAAAAAUAUUAUCGUUUAUCGGUACCAACAAUCACAACCGUUGUGGCCACCCUCUCAACUUGUUCAAACAGCGUCUUGUCGAUUUUUUCUACGAUCAUUUCAGAGGACGAACGGGUAAUCCAAUUUUUUCUAUUUACGACAAAAUAAAUCCAGUCGUGACGACAAAUGAAAAUUUUGACUCUCUACUUGUACCCAAAGAUCACCCAAGUAGAAACAAAACCGAUAGUUAUUAUUUGAACAAGACUCACAUGCUUCGUGCCCACUGUACUGCACACCAGUCCGAAUUAAUAAAAAUGGGUUUGGACAAUUUUGUAGUAUUCGGUGAUGUGUACAGGAGAGAUGAAAUCGACGCCACUCACUAUCCUGUAUUUCAUCAGGCUGACGGUGUGCAUAUAUUUACACCCAAUGAAUUAGAAUUAAUCAACGGAACUAAUGUUAAUGUAUUUGAUAACGACAAAAACAAUUCAAACGAUGAAAAGCAAGGGGUUUAUUCAAAAGAAGCCAAUGAAAUUGUUACUGAUCACUUGAAAAAAACAUUGGUUACGAUGAUUAAAAAAGUAUUUGGCGAAGAAAUUGAAUACCGAUGGAUAUCAGAGUAUUUUCCAUUUACACAUCCGUCAUUCGAAUUAGAAAUUAACUACAAUGGUCAAUGGAUUGAAGCUUUAGGAUGCGGUGUUAUUCGACAUGAAAUAUUAAAAAAUGCCGGUGCUGGCAAUCGAAUUGGUUGGGCAUUUGGUCUUGGAUUAGAACGACUAGCAAUGCCAUUUUAUUCUAUACCAGACAUACGUUUAUUCUGGUCUAAAGAUUCAGGAUUUCUCAACCAGUUUCAAAACCUACCCAAAGAUGGACGAAUGAAAUAUAAACCAAUCAGCAUAUACCCUCAAUGCAUUAAUGAUAUUAGUUUUUGGUUGCCCAAGGAAAAACAAUUUUGUUCCAAUGAUUUCUAUGAACUUGUUGGAAACUACGGUGGUCAGCUAGUUGAACAAGUAAAACUAAUAGACCAAUUUAAACAUCCAAAUACUGGAAAUGUAAGCCAUUGUUAUCGCAUAGUUUAUAGACAUUUAGAAAAAACAUUGAGUCAAGCAGAAGUAAAUGAAGUACAUAAACUGAUCGAAAUAAAGGCUACACAAAUUUUAGGCGUAAAACUAAGAUAGUACAAAUUUGAUAGCUAGAUGAUUUGAUCUGUCGUGACUGAUAUUUUAGUUUGCUUAUAACAUAAAAUGGAUGUGUGAACGAAACUUUAUUUUAAUUGUGAAGAUUGUAAAUUAAAAUAAAAUGAAAAGUAAAUCAGAAAUUUUAACAUCAUACUUAGAAAAUUAUAUUUACUAUUGGUUUGAUAAUAAAUAUUUAACUAUAUACAUAGUUACUUACAUUUGUAUAAGACUAAAUUAAAAAAAAUACAUUGAAAAAAUACUAUCAUAAAUAAUUGGUAACUAUUAAACAGUGUUUUCUUAAAUAGUGUAACUAAGACUAAAUAAGAAAUACCUACAUUUUUUUUUUAAUUUUAUGUACUGAAAUAAAUGUUAAUAUUUUAAUAAUCAAACAAAUAUAAAUUACAAUUAUUAUUGUAUGUUUGUUUAUUUGAAAUUCAGUACGAAAAAGUGAGUAAGUGGGUGUCACUCUGUUGUACAAAAGGUUACAAGUGGGUCACUGUAAUGGAUGGUGUUAAAUUUGAAUUCAAUUAUACAAUAUCAUAGUAUAAGAAAAACGAUUAUGAGCGAAAACGGUCAGUCAGCCAAUGAUAUUACUAAGUAUAUUUGAUGAUAUUAUUGUGAAUAAAAUAAUUUAUACUUUGACCUAUUUA
Molecule: messenger RNA, 2078 nt
Organism: Acyrthosiphon pisum (pea aphid)
Lineage: Eukaryota; Metazoa; Arthropoda; Insecta; Hemiptera; Aphididae
Product: putative phenylalanine--tRNA ligase, mitochondrial
Exons: 1
Coding region: 112-1428 (438 amino acids)
Biological process (GO): phenylalanyl-tRNA aminoacylation
Cellular component (GO): mitochondrion; cytoplasm
Molecular function (GO): ATP binding; tRNA binding; phenylalanine-tRNA ligase activity
Source: RefSeq, a predicted model, not a curated record